AUGGAUGCAAGGUUAGUGGUAAGAAGAUGUGACAUUGUAACCGGACUGAAAAGUCCGAUCGCCCAGGUUCCUGGUCAGCACAUAAUACAAAAAGAAACCUGGCAAGGCAGGGUUGUUUACAACCAGAGUCAAAAGGGUGUCCUCCAAAAGCGGUUUGAACACAACCCUUACCCUGAUCAAGCUACCAGAGAACUAUUAGCCAAAGAAAUUGGCAUUGCAAAGUCUAAAAUUCAGAUUUGGCUUAAAAACCACAGAGCAAAAGAAAGACAACGCUCCGGAUGCUCUUUAGAAGAUCAAACCCAGGGACAGGACCAGCCUCAGCCAUGGACUAAAGAAUACUUACCAAAAGAAGCCAGACAAGACCAGACAUCCAUCACAAGAUCUCAAUCAAACAUCCUAGUUCGAGCCUUUGAGAGGAACCAAUUCCCUGACAUUCCAACUAGGAAAAAACUGGCUAAACAAACAGGCAUUCGGGAAUCAAGAAUUCAAAUGUGGUUUCAGAACCGAAGAUCUGUGUACCCUGGGCAGAGCAGAAGUGAGCCCGUGAUUUUCUUGGUAGAUGGACCAAAUGGGAGACCAGAUCUGACAGUUCAGCAGCACCAAAUCGACCUUCCAGGCAGGUCUUGUCCUUUUCCUUCCUCCAAUUCUUUCAGCGGGAACCAAACAUUUCUACCUACUCUUCUCCAAUCCCGUGUGUCCUUUGUCCCUGGGGUGAUCCAAGGACAAAGUGUCAUGAUGACGCAGCCCAUGCAGGCUGUGCAGGGAGGAGAGAAUGGUCCCUCUACUUUGACACUUAGAAAUUAUGUGCCAAUACCACCAACUCCGGGAGGAGACCUCUUGGAUACCCGGAAUCCUUUCUGGCCCCAAUACCAAGAAAAAUGUCAGGAUCAUCAAGAACAGACUGACACGGGAGUACUACGGUUGAAGGACUAUUCUCAGCCUCAUCCUGAGCACAAAACACAACCACCACAGGAUCUGGGUCAGGUGAACAUAUCUUACAUUAUGCAAUGGUGGGAUGAGGGCUACCAGGCUCUGCUUGCAGAAUGGGAUCCUCGAAAAGGGACAGACUGA
This is a messenger RNA of Diceros bicornis minor, 1071 nucleotides long. RefSeq names its product double homeobox B (gene DUXB). The record is from RefSeq and is a predicted model, not a curated record. Gene Ontology annotation, molecular function: DNA binding. Lineage: Eukaryota; Metazoa; Chordata; Mammalia; Perissodactyla; Rhinocerotidae.